AAUGGGUUGUUGUUAAAUUAAGGGUCAAAAAAAUAAUGAAAAUUAAAAUGAAAUAGUAAUUAUAAAGGGUGAACAAGAAGAACAAAAGAAUACAUCUGUUGUUUAAGAAAAAAAAAUUUAAUAAGGAAAAAUUGAGAUUUAACCAAUAAUUUAAAAGGAUACAAAUUAGACAUUGCCUAUUUAAGAAAAAUACUUAAUGUUGCUUGGGACAGCAGGAGUUGGAAAAAGCACUCUUUUUUAAUAAUUGGAAUUAUCAGAUGUUCCAAAUGAAACAACAUCUACCAUUUCAAAUUACCAUGAAGGAAAAUUAAAUGAAUAUUUUUUUAUAGACACACCAUCCUUUUAAUUAGAUGAUGAAAUAGAAACAAGAGAAAUUUUUAUAAAGGAAUUCUAGGAAUAUUUUGAUAAUAGAAAAUAUAUUUCAAGUUUUGGAAUAGUUGUUAAUUUUGAAAGAACUGAUUUAAUGAAGAAAAAAGUGUUAUAAGUUUUAAAAUAUCUUAGAAAAUUUAAAGAUAUUAUAUCAAUUAUAGUUGUAAACAUGGAAUUAAGUGACAAUGUAGAUGAAGAUAAAAAACAUUUGAGAGAUAGUUUUAAACAUAUGGGAUGUCAUCGAAUAUUAUUUAUUAGCAAAGAAAUGAAACAGAAACAAAUUUUAGAGUAAAUAUAGGAAAUUUAAUUUAUCAAAACACAUAUUGAUCUAACUGAUACCAUUUUUGAAAAGAUAACUUAAAGUCAAGAAAAAAGAUAAUUACAAGAUCUAAAAAUAAGAUUGGAUUAAAGAUUAUGA
This is a messenger RNA of Paramecium pentaurelia, 787 nucleotides long. The record is from the annotation of a GenBank genome assembly. NCBI's taxonomy places the organism in Eukaryota, Ciliophora, Oligohymenophorea, Peniculida, Parameciidae.